This is a messenger RNA of Globicephala melas (long-finned pilot whale), 3879 nucleotides long. It is a transcript of the gene RNASET2, whose product is annotated as ribonuclease T2. Gene Ontology annotation, biological process: RNA catabolic process. Gene Ontology annotation, cellular component: extracellular region. The record is from RefSeq and is a predicted model, not a curated record. Lineage: Eukaryota; Metazoa; Chordata; Mammalia; Artiodactyla; Delphinidae. Gene Ontology annotation, molecular function: RNA binding; ribonuclease T2 activity.
CUAGGUCAGCGCAGAACAUUGAGUAGAGUUCCCUGUGCUAUACAGCAGGUUCUCAUUAGUUAUCUGUUUUAUACAUAGUAGUGUAUAUAUGUUAAUGCCAGUCCCCCAAUUCAUCCCACCCUCUUCUUUCCCCCCUUGGUGUCCAUACGUUUGUUCUUUGCAUCUGUGUCUCUAUUUCUCCUUUGCAAACAGCUUCAUCUGUACCAUUUUUCUAGAUUCCACAUAUAUGCAUUAAUAUACAGUAUUUGUUUUUCUCUUUCUGACUUACUUCACUCUGUAUGAGUCUCUAGAUCCAUCCACAUCUCUACAAAUGACCCAACUGCGUUCCUUUUUAUGGCUGAGUAAUAUUCCAUUGUAUAUAUGUACCACAUCUUCUUUAUCCAUUUGUUUGUUGAUGGACAUUUAGGUUGCUUCCAUGUCCUGGCUAUUGUAAAUAAUGCUGCAGUGAACAUCAGGGUGUGUGUGUCUUUUUGAAUUAAUGGUUUUCUCAGGGUAUAUGCCCAGUAGUGGGAUUGCUGGAUCAUAUGGUAGUUCUACUUUUAGUUUUUUAAGGGCAGUUCAUACUGUUCUCCAUAGUGGCUGUGUGGAGAAAAGGGAACCCUCUUGCACUGUUGUUGGGAGUGUACAUUGUUUUUCUUUUUUAGUGAACCGCCGUUGCUGUUUUAUCACUUUAAAAAGUACCAUUAAAUUUCAGUUUUCCCAGGAAGUGUAUUUUCUGAAAAAGAGCUCCAUUAAUUAACUAAUUGUUGCUGUCAAGUUUUGCUGUCAAGUUAAGAGUGUAUCAUCGGAGACGUAGUGCGGUGCACGGGUUGGGUAUGAACUGCUGGCUCAUAUCCAGCUGUAGGACCUUGGAGCUCUCCAUCAAGGUCGUUCAUCCUAAAGCCGAGAGAGUAACAGCACCUGCCUCCUAGCCUUGGUGCCAGGAGACAUCAGUUAAAGUACAGAAUGUGCUUAGAACCAUGCCUGCCCGAUAGUAAUCAGUACAUGUCAGCGAAGACGUUAGGCUGUGGUACAUGUAGUAUGUGGUCACCUCCAGCUGAUUCUCGCGAUUCAUGCCACAGAUACAAUUGGCGAGAACGUGCGGGUGAUUCAGACCCUGAGGGCCUCACGGGUCAGCGGGUGUUUUCCCAGGUCCUCUUUCUCUGCUUAGUGGGCCUUUCUCUUUACAGCACAGUCAGCAUCUCCGCUGCCUUGGGAGGAUGUUUCUCUCUGGGUCGUAGGUGGUUAUUGUGUGACAGACGUUGUGAGUCUUGGUAGUUUUAUUGAAAACUGCAUCCUGCUGGUCUAGUUUUCCCGGCCUCUGCCUGACCUUCCGGCCUCAGUUUCCACCUAUGUGAAAUAAGGUUUUCGUACCCAGAAAAACAAAAAAACAAAAAAACCCUCUUCUAAUGCUUCUCCCAGCUCUAAUGCUCAUGCUGCAGUUCUCUUUUCUCUUGUACUGAGCACUUGCUCAUUAGUUCAGACUGAAAAAAGUUUCGAAAUAUCGUGAAUUCUCUACUUAUUCAGCAGUACUCAACUAUUUACAAAACUAAUGUGUAACAACUUAAUACUGUUUUGCUGUUGAGUCUUUGCUUCUAAAAAUGCAUUAAUCCUGAAUUACGUGUCUGCUCGAGUUGUAUCCCCUGUUGCUGCUGCUGUUUUCCGUCUGUACAGCGAGUUUUUUCACAAGCCGGCCUUUCUGCCUCUGUCUCUGUGUGUGCUAAGCCUUGCACACCUGGUGGGAGGGAGGGUCCCCGUGUGAAUGCUACUCCACGACCCCUCAUGGAGUCUCAGGGAGGGACGGGUGGGUUUCACGGGGACGUGGGAAGGAGCCCCUAGGAUCAGACGUCACCCAUCCUGCAGAGAACGAGUAAAGCUUCCCGGCGGGUGGGGUGGUGACAGCAGCCUCGCGUGCCACCCUAGUGCUGUUCUGUGGCCGUGAGCUACGAAAACCAUUCUGUUUUCAGGCUUCUGGGUCUCACAAAUGCUGCCGAGGGGUAAGGGGUCUGUGUCUGCACCGCGUGAACACCUGAGGGGAAGGGCGCCUUCUGGUUCAUUCCCUCCCUGCCGCUCUCUGCUCCCCUUCAGCGGGGGCCCCCCCAGCUGCCUCAUCCAGAAUCUUCACCCUCUCCCCACCUGGCAGGCCUGCCGUCCUCCUUAGUCACAGCCCUUGGCCCUCGGCGCCGUGCGUCCCGCGCGUCCUCAGUCGGCACAGCCGUCGUCCCCCUCGCUGGCAGGUGGCAGUGACAGCCAUGAGUGGCAUAAACUAAUUAUGGUUCACCACUGGCCUGCGACAGUGUGCAAGGAAGUUAAGGACCACUGCAAAGACCCCCCAGAUUACUGGACCAUCCACGGAUUAUGGCCUGAUAAAAGUGAAGGAUGUAACCGAUCCUGGCAUUUUAAUCCAGAAGAGAUCAAGGACCUCUUGUCAGACAUGAGGAUGUACUGGCCCGAUCUGCUGCAUUCGUCUCCUAACCGCAGCCUCCAUUUGUGGAAGCAUGAGUGGGAGAAGCACGGGACCUGUGCCGCCCAGCUGGAAGCCCUCAAUUCCCAGAAGAAAUACUUCGGCAAAAGCCUGGAUCUGUCUAAGGAGCUUGCCCUGAACAGCACGCUCCAAAAAUUGGGGAUAACACCGUCUACUUACUACCAGAUUUCAGAUAUUAAAGAUGCCCUUGUCAGUGUGUACGGAGUCGUGCCCAAAGUCCAGUGUCUUCCAAAACAGGGCGACGAGGAGGUGCAGCUCCUUGCGCAGAUUGAGGUGUGCUUCUCCAAGGACCUGCAGCUGCAAAACUGCAUGGAACCCGGGGAGCCGGCGCCCCGAGGGCCGGAAGCGAGGCCGGCGGCGAGCCUGGGGCUGGAGAUCUGCAAGGACGGCGUCCUCUUUUACCCCGCACUCAACAAGACCAAUCACUGAUGCCCACAUUUUGUAAAUAGUCUUUAUUUUGAAAAGCAAGAGGAAUUGACAAACCACUGCUUUUUAAAAAGCAACUCUGAAGUGAAAUCUCCUGUUUACAACCUCCUUUACCUAAGCCUGUUCUGUUUGUUUUGCUUUGCACUCCGUGUCUGGGAGUUGAUUUUCAUGGUACAUGUAAAGAUGGGAUGAACAUUGGGUACGUUGAAAGGGAGGAAAGUUCCCCGCCUCUUGGCUGCUUUGUGACUGCAGUAAAGCUUAUGGUUUUCUUUUUCUCUCCUUUAUCAAUCUCUGUGACAGCCUUGGAAGACAAAUCUGGGCAGAUGGUACCGAUUCAGGAGAACUCUCUCCUGUGUCCCUCUCAGUGAGCUGUCUUCUCGCUCUGAAUACUCCUGAGGGGCCGUUAGGACCAUCCCUCGAGCAGGAGCCCGGGCCGCCUCGCAGGGGAUGCACAGGAGGGCGUCUCCACUUCCGACCUCAGGGCUGCCGGCUCCUGUUCCGUGGUCACCCACCAGCGUCCCCCUCGGUGACCUGGCAUGGGUGGGCAUGGGCGUGUCCUCUGAGGGUGAGAUGCUCUGUGGGGGGGGCGGGGUGGGGGGGCGGGGUGCUGCAGGCUUCUCUCUUCUCGCCAGAGGAAAUCUGGGUGCAUGACCGAGUGCCAGCCAGCACCCCCAGUCAGUGGGUACUCCUCCCUGCAGACCAGAAAUGCUGUAGGUCAGUCUGUAUCUGCUUUCCUUUCCUUCUGUCGGAAGGCAGCAUCAGGCCUUAGAGCGCUGGGGCUGACGUGGCCCCAGGGGCGGGCUGCAUCCUUGGGUAGUGAUGCCGGUGACAGGGCUUGUCUCGGAGAUGAUGCGAGUUCCAGGCUCAGGUGGGCUGCUGCACGCAUGGUCCUUACCUGCUGAAUGGCAUUUCACCUGUAAAGUGAGGAUACCUAAAGUGGUCUGUGAAGUGGACUUUCUGUGCUUUAUUAAAACUACCUUUUAACAUUA